Messenger RNA from Aspergillus homomorphus CBS 101889, 641 nucleotides. RefSeq lists its product as uncharacterized. The record is from RefSeq and is a predicted model, not a curated record. NCBI's taxonomy places the organism in Eukaryota, Fungi, Ascomycota, Eurotiomycetes, Eurotiales, Aspergillaceae. The coding region runs from base 94 to 555 and encodes 153 amino acids. The transcript has a single exon.
CACAGCUGUCUUGAGUCUGCCGGUUGCCCAGACUCUCCUACAUGUUGGGUAGCUUCUUGAAUUACUAUUUGGAGAUUUCUACUCGGAGAAGUGAUGGACUGCUUCGCCAAUUUCAUUCCGCUCUGGAAAGGCUUUAACAACCGGAUAACCUUUACCAGGGCGACAUCGCAAGAGAAGAGGUUUGUUAUAUCCUUGCAUUGCUUAAUAGUCUCUCCAUUGACAUGUUCAGAUUAUCAUUUUUGCGAUGUGGAAAGAGGACCCGAUGAUCUCGUGAUAACAUUCCUUCGGUAUCGUUUUUAUGACUGCCUUCCUUGGGGCGAGUUCAAAAGACUCGAAAGAUCAGCAUCACUUGCAGUGGUUAAAGCUGGCUGGAGUUGCAUCAUUCUGGAUCAGAUGACUGAAUCGAUACGCAGAGGGAAAUUUAAGGAAUCAGAUCUAGAUAAGGCUCGGAAGAGGGCGAAGGAAAACCGUGAGAAAAUCUUCAGUCGGAGUUUUCCUGAUCCAACAAAUCAUUUCGUUAAGCAAGCUAGGUGGUAUGAAGGCCAAUGCCUGUGAAUGCAGUCAGCCAUACAUUAGCGUACAAAGAUUGAUACAUGGCUUGUCGACAUACAAUAAGAGUUCGGUUUUAGUGCCUUAGAAAA